CUCCCCUCAGCGCCUCUCCUCUCUCCCGGCAGAAAGUUAGCAGCGGGGAAGGAACUCGGGGCUGCAACAGCGCGCGGCGGCGGCGGCAGAGGCUGAAGCAGGAGCCGCGGCGGAGCCGGGGAAGCGGGGGCGCUGCAGACGGAGCAGGUGCCGCCGGCGGGUCCGCGCGCCCCCCUCGGUCCCCUUGCCUGAGGCUGAGGGGGGGGUGGUGGGGGGGCCACCCGGACUCGGCGGGCAGCGUGGGGCGGGGGGCCAUGCGGCCGGGCUCCCCCCUGGCGCAGCGGGACAGCGGCCAGGGCCGGGGGCGCAGCGGCGUCGCUUCAUGCAGCCGGGGCGGCUGGGCAGCGGCGGCGGCGGCGGCGGCGGCGGCGGGGGCGGCGGCUGAAACCAUGUCCGGGCAGCGCCGGGGGCUGCCGCCGCCGCCGCCGCCGCCGCGAGCCGGGAGCCGCGAUGGCCCGGUGGCCCGCACCUCCUCCGCCUCCGCCUCCGCCUCCACCUCUGGCCGCGCCGCCGCCGCCCGGCGCCUCUGCUAAGGGGCCGCCGGCGCGCAAGCUGCUUUUUAUGUGCACCUUGUCCCUGUCUGUCACCUACCUGUGCUACAGCCUCCUGGGCGGCUCGGGCUCCCUGCAAUUCCCCCUGGCGCUGCAGGAGUCGCCGGGCGCCGCCGCCGAGCCCCCGCCGAGCCCGCCGCCACCCUCUCUGCUGCCUCCCCCCGUGCGCCUCGGCGCCCCCUCGCAUCCACCCGCGCCGCCGCCGCUGGACAACGCGAGCCGCGGGGAGCCGCCCGAGCCCCCAGAGCAGCCAGCCGCCCCCGGGACCGACGGCUGGGGGCUGCCGAGCGGCGGCGGAGGCGCCCGGGACGCCUGGCUCCGGACCCCGCUGGCCCCCAGCGAGAUGAUCACGGCUCAGAGCGCGCUGCCGGAGAGGGAAGCGCAGGAGUCCAGCACCACCGACGAGGAUCUCGCAGGCCGGAGAGCGGCCAACGGGAGCAGCGAGAGGGGCGGCGCCGUCAGCACCCCCGACUAUGGGGAGAAGAAGCUGCCACAGGCGCUCAUCAUCGGGGUCAAGAAAGGAGGGACCCGCGCGCUGCUGGAGGCGAUCCGCGUACACCCGGACGUGCGGGCGGUGGGCGUAGAGCCGCACUUCUUCGACAGGAACUACGAAAAGGGGUUGGAGUGGUACAGAAAUGUGAUGCCCAAGACUUUGGAUGGGCAAAUAACCAUGGAGAAGACUCCAAGUUACUUUGUGACAAAUGAGGCUCCCAAGCGCAUUCACUCCAUGGCCAAGGACAUCAAACUGAUUGUGGUGGUGAGAAACCCCGUGACCAGGGCCAUCUCUGACUACACGCAGACACUGUCAAAGAAACCCGAGAUCCCCACCUUUGAGGUGCUGGCCUUCAAAAACCGGACCCUCGGGCUGAUUGAUGCUUCCUGGAGUGCCAUUCGAAUAGGGAUCUAUGCGCUGCACCUGGAAAACUGGCUCCAGUAUUUCCCCCUCUCCCAGAUCCUCUUUGUCAGUGGUGAGCGACUCAUUGUGGACCCCGCUGGGGAAAUGGCCAAAGUACAGGAUUUUCUAGGCCUCAAACGUAUUGUGACUGAGAAGCAUUUCUAUUUCAACAAAACCAAGGGGUUCCCUUGCCUAAAGAAGCCAGAAGACAGCAGUGCCCCGAGGUGCUUAGGCAAGAGCAAAGGUCGGACUCAUCCUCGCAUUGACCCAGAUGUCAUCCACAGACUGAGGAAAUUCUACAAACCCUUCAACAUGAUGUUUUACCAAAUGACUGGUCAAGAUUUUCAGUGGGAACAGGAAGAGGGUGAUAAAUGAGGCUAGAGAGGCAGAGAAAGGCUAGUCAACAGCUAAGGAGGCUCCUUGCCUGAGUCCUUGAAUACGCCAGCUUCUGCAGCUUCACUUGCUGGAGUGCCAAGUAGAUCUCCUCCUCCUUCCAUGCAGCCAGGAUUGCCUCCAGUGCUGUUAGCCUAGGCAAAAAGGUGGAUCCCACGGCAUCCCCAUGAAGGAACCAGGCCCAUCUGGGCAGCAGCAUCUGGUUGACCACAUGGCCACCAGAACCCACUGUUCAUUCUUAUUUUCUGCUAGUUAAUAUGGCCUGAAGACAGAGGAUAAAUAGCUGUCAAUGUCA
Molecule: messenger RNA, 2134 nt
Organism: Pongo pygmaeus (Bornean orangutan)
Lineage: Eukaryota; Metazoa; Chordata; Mammalia; Primates; Hominidae
Gene: HS3ST4
Product: heparan sulfate-glucosamine 3-sulfotransferase 4
Exons: 2
Coding region: 451-1821 (456 amino acids)
Molecular function (GO): [heparan sulfate]-glucosamine 3-sulfotransferase activity
Source: RefSeq, a predicted model, not a curated record